CAAAACAGCAUUUACAUAACAAACAAAGCCAAAAAAACAAAACAGAGUAAAGAUGUUUUCAGACCACUUACCUUCUUCUUCUUCUUCUUCUUCUUCAUCUUUAGACUUCCAAGAACACUUCAUGGACAGUUUUGUCUCUAGAAAAUUGCUUCAGCAACUCCCAUUUGAUCACACCACUGCUCAACAAGCUCAUGACCCUGACAAGAACAACUUGAGCGGCAACGUUCUCCUCCUACUCUCUGUCCUUUUAUGUGGUAUCAUCUGCUCCCUCGGGUUGCAUUACAUAAUUCGUUGUGCAUUCACACGUUCUCGAAGUUUCAUGAUCUCUGAUCCCAUCUCUAGCCCCUCGUCCACACCACGAGGUUCAGAAGUAACAAACAAAGGGAUCAAGAAGAAAGCUCUCAAGAUGUUCCCAGUAGUGAAUUACUCACCAGAAAUGAACCUGUCAGGGCUCGGCGAGGAGUGUGUCAUCUGUUUGUCUGAUUUUGCUUCUGGAGAACAGCUACGUCUGCUUCCCAAAUGCAACCACGGGUUCCACGUUCGCUGCAUCGACAAGUGGCUUAAGCAACAUAUGACUUGUCCGAAAUGUAGACACUGUCUAGUUGAGACAUGCCAAAAGAUCUUAGGUGACUGCGAUGAAGCUGAGCAAGUGGCAGCAGCAACAACAAGUGAGAGCAUAGAAAUCAGAAUUGCUCCUCUAGAACCUGAAGCAAGAGUAGCCACUUUUAGAGAAAGCAGCUAGGGUGUGCCAACAAAUAAAAUCAUAUUUCAAGAAUUUGGUUUCACCAGCAAGAUUAUAGAUUUUUUUUUUUAGAUGUGAACAUAAUUUAUGUCUCUAGCCUUAGGAUUUCAAAAUCAAAUAUACUUUAAGCUUUCCGAGAGGAAUCAUAAGUUCAUAUGGUUUUUCAA
Molecule: messenger RNA, 909 nt
Organism: Camelina sativa (false flax)
Lineage: Eukaryota; Viridiplantae; Streptophyta; Magnoliopsida; Brassicales; Brassicaceae
Product: RING-H2 finger protein ATL77-like
Biological process (GO): protein ubiquitination
Molecular function (GO): transferase activity
Source: RefSeq, a predicted model, not a curated record